Molecule: messenger RNA, 2272 nt
Organism: Lynx canadensis (Canada lynx)
Lineage: Eukaryota; Metazoa; Chordata; Mammalia; Carnivora; Felidae
Gene: GAL3ST2
Product: galactose-3-O-sulfotransferase 2
Exons: 4
Biological process (GO): glycoprotein biosynthetic process; glycolipid biosynthetic process
Cellular component (GO): membrane
Molecular function (GO): galactosylceramide sulfotransferase activity
Source: RefSeq, a predicted model, not a curated record
AUGUGGUCACCACCCUGAGGAGGAAGCAUGAAGUGCUUCCAGGCCAUUCUCCUUCUGGCCCUGAUCGUGUUCCUGCUGGCUGGCUUCCUGCACAGGGACAUCAGGCUGUUCGAACCCCUGCUCUGGGGUCAGGCCGAGGGGCCACCCGUCAUCAACGUCAUGUUCCUCAAGACGCACAAGACCGCCAGCAGCACGGUGCUCAACAUCCUCUUCCGCUUCGCGGAGACGCACAACCUGUCGGUGGCGCUACCCGCCGGCUCUCGCUUUCACCUGGGCUACCCCUGGCUCUUCCUGGCGCGCUAUGUGGAGGGCCUGGAGUCCCCCGGCCCGCAGCGGCAUUUCAACAUCAUGUGCAACCACCUGAGGUUCAACCUGCCGGAGGUGCAGAAGGUCAUGCCCGACGACACUUUCUACUUCUCCAUCCUCAGAAACCCCGUCUUCCAGCUGGAGUCCGCCUUCGCCUACUACAGGAAAGACGUGCCCGCCUUCCGGGCGGCGGGCAGCCUGGACGCCUUCCUGGCCUCGCCGCGCACCUACUACCACCGCGGCGCGGGCCUGCGCAACGCCCCCGCCCGGAACGGCAUGUGGUUCGACCUGGGCUUCGACAACGACGCGCCGGCCGACGAGGCGUACGUGCGCGCGCGCCUCGCGGACGUGGAGCGGCGCUUCCAGCUGGUGCUCAUCGCCGAGCACUUGGACGAGUCCCUGGUGCUGCUGCGCCACCUGCUGCGCUGGCGGCUGGACGACGUGGUGGCCUUCCCGCUCAACUCGCGCAGCCCGCGCAGCGUCGCCGGCCUGUCGCCCGAGGCCCGCGCGCGCGCCCGGCGCUGGUGCGCCCUCGACUGGCGCCUCUACGAGCACUUCAACCGCACCCUGUGGGCCCGCGUGCGCGCCGAGCUGGGCCCGCGGCGCCUGCGCUCCGAGGUGGCCCGGCUGCGGGCGCGGCGGCGGGAGCUCGCGGCGCGGUGCCUGCAGGACGGCGAGGCCAAGAACGGGUCGCAGAUCACCGACCGCCGGCUGCGCCCCUACCAGUCGGGCGUGGCCGACAUCAUGGGCUACAACCUCCGGCGGGACCUGGACAACCAGACGCGGCAGAUGUGCCUGAGGAUGGUGACGCCCGAGCUCCAGUACAUGGCCCACCUGUACGCCCGCCAGUUCCCGGGGAAGCCCCCCAAGAACAUCCCCUUCCUGGAGGAAUAGAGGGACGGGGUCGGGCCCCCCGCGUGACUGCAGCCCCCUCCUGCCAUGGCGGGGAGGCCGUGGCCCCAGUUCAUGCGGGGGCGGGGGUGGGGAGCUCCCGCAGCAGCCCCUCUUUAGGGUGAAGACCCCUGUGAAGGCGCCCACCCGGGAUCCAUCCUCUUGGAGGGGCCUUUUCGGUGAGGGCCCCGAUCUCGGACAGUAGGGACACCUGGUCUGAGGGCAUGAACCUGUUCAACAGAAUACGCUCACAUGUUUAAUUAGACGUCAGUACACCGUCCCACGAAGGAACACACACGGACACGCGGUCCAUCAGAGCGCAUGCCAGCACGGCCGGUGGAAGGACCCACUGGACACGUGAACCGUCAGAAGAACUGGAACUCAGAGAACCCAGAGGGGCUUGGGCAGCAGGGCCACGGGUCCCCGAGGGAGCCCACAGUGGCUCCCUGAACUUGCCGGUCACAGAGACACUUGUGCCGCACCCACAGGCGGCACUUGGAUAACAGGCCCAGGAAACUGGUAUGAGGCAGCGAGUCUGGAAUGUUCAGCUUCCCAUCUCUUUGGCUGUAUGAGGUUUCUGUCCAGCUGAAGAAUGGCUUUAGGUUGAGAAAUGUUCCAACUGUGUAUAAGACGCAUGGUUUGGCCGGAGCACAAGGUGGGGGGGGGGUUAGUCCUGCAGCUCCCUGUUGGGACAGCCCCCCGGAGUGUCUGCCGGAGGAGCCCCCGCGGCUGGUGGCACCCUCCCUUGUGCCGGAGACCCCCUCGGAUGCAGCGCCAGAGGGGGGCGGCUUCCAGGCACCCCUGUUUGCCACGCAUGGGGAGGGACGGAGGACCCCCUGCCUAGCAGGACAGGAUCCCUGGCUGCCCCGGGGCCCAGUGCUUCGGGUGGGGUGCACACUGGAACCGGAUGCCCUGUGUCCUGAGAGAAGCGGGGUGCCUGGGGCAGCCAGGAACCAGAACUGCUCUCACACGCUCAGCCUGGAGGCUCAGCCUGGCCUGUCUGCCGGGUGCCCGGGGUCUUCUUCCCUCCACGCCAGGGUCCUCGGCCCGAAGUCCCCAGUUGCCUGGCCGGGAG